GCAAAACACCCAACGGAGUCUCUGUUUCUUCUGCUCCUCUUUCUCUUUACUCUCCCGCUUUGUUUCUCAUUCCUCUCCCUCUCUCUCAUUUGUUUAGGUAAAAUCCAUUGCUUAUGAAUGGAAAGAAGAAUAGGAGAGUAAUAUCAGAAGGUUGAUGAUGGGAUUAAAGUUCCAAGAAAGGAAGAACACGAAAUUCAACCAAAUUUUGUGGAGCAAGCAAGGAAGGUGAGCACACAACUCAAGAUUUCUCCAACUUUUACACUCAACUUUCAAUGCAAUCCGCUUUACAUAUUCACGCUCGAUACCCAUGGAUUCCACAAAAUACCCACAUCCCAACUCGUAAACUAUCCUUCCUCUCUAACUCCACAACCUCUCUUAAACCCUUCAUUGCCACGAAUUCUCUCAAGACCCCUGUGAACUUUGGGUGCUGCUUCGGAGAAGAAGAGGACUUCAAUCUCGACUACCCGUUCACUCCUUCGCGUCUUCCAGUAAUAAUUCGCCAGCCCAGUGGCAUCUCUCAGUACUGUUGGGACGGGAAUGAGCUCAAAUUGGUAUCUCUUGACGGAAAGUCACUCACUUUAUCCGACUUCUGUCUUAAUUUUGAGCAAGGUUUUCAAAGAUUGGUUUGCGUGUUUGGCUCUGCUGUAAGGAAUUUCUUCCUUCCAAAGGAGACUAGUGAGAAUUACUUGGAAUAUGUGAAAUGGAAGUUCGUUCAUAGAGUUUUCAGUUCUGCUCUUCAAGUUCUCGCUACGCAGGCAAUGUUUCGAGCAAUCGGGGUUGGCUAUUCUCAUUCACUUCCAUCUGCAGCUGCACUCAAUUGGGUCUUGAAAGAUGGGCUUGGACGACUUUGCAGGUGCAUCUACACUGCUACUCUGGCAUCUGCUUUUGAUACCAAUCUCAAGAGAGUUAGAUUCUCAACAUCUGUCCUGUUCAGUUUGAGCAUUGGAAUUGAAUUGCUAACUCCUGUAUGCCCUCAAUACUUUUUGGUGCUUGCAUCUAUCGCCAACAUUGCAAAACAAAUAUGCUUGGCUUGCUACUUAGCUACUGGUACUGCUGUGCAUAAAAGCUUCGCAAUGUCCGAUAACCUUGGUGAAGUUUCUGCAAAAGCACAGAUACAACUAGUAUGCUUUGAUAAUCUUGGCCUUAUGCUUGCGGCUGUCUUGAAUAUCUUGUGCCGUAAUAAUCCUAGAUUGCAAGCAGGUCUACCAUUUCUUGUAUACCCAAUCUUCUCAGCACUUGACCUUUACGGUAUUUAUCAAGGAUUAAAGCAUGUACAUCUACAAACAUUGACUAAGGACAGACUUGAGAUUAUAGUAAGCUUGUGGAUUGAGCAGGGACGUGUUCCUUCACCUGCAGAAGUGAGCAAAGAGGAAGGUAUUGAAUUAUUUUGGGCCAAAGGCAGAAAACCCUUUCCUGUCAGAAUUGGUUGCUUAAAUGCCAAGAAUCAAUUGCCAAAGCUUUCAAUGAUGACAAUUCAAAAUUUAAAAAGUUGGGAUUUCUAUUUCUUAUGCCUGGAGAGAUUUGCUAACAAAGGGGGAUGCAUGGAACAGUAUGGUAUACUUCUUAGCCUGCGGGAAGGAGCAGGCACUGCAGAAAUCAUUAUGGCUCUAUUACACGCGUUUUAUGUCCGCAAGGGUCUUCUAUGUUGCUGGGGCAGGUGGGAGAGUAAUUUGGACGUUUUGAACCGUUCAGAUGCAUUUCUUGAGGAAUGGUUAGAUUUGAUAGAGAAUGGGAAGGAAUCAGCGGAAGUAAAUUUGAAGUUGCUGAUUGAACAGAUGUCAUCGUCGGGAUGGAAUUCUAAAAACAUUCUGUUGAGCACACAAGAACAGGCUCGCUAUAGUUUCCUUUCUGACUAAAGAUUUUUAAUGGUUAUACUGAUGAGGAUGGGUAAAACACAGAUAGAAUAUAGGGAGCUAGCCUGCAUGGGCAGCUCAACUGGUCGCAGAGAUGAAAUUUGUCACAGGAGACCAAGGAUUGAGUCUCACCAGUGGCAACGUGGGAGCAACCUCUUAAAAUGAGGAGGGUUCCUUGUGCAUAGUAAGUAAAAGUUUAGCCUCUGACCAGAUUUACCCCUCCACAAAUUGUGGGGGCGCCUGGGAUGGGCAAUUCCACCUUUUAUGUCACAGGAAUAUAGGGAGCUCACUGAAAUGUGAAGAGGAAUAGAAUAAUAGUGAAUCAGAAGGGAAAACAUUCAUUUAUUUGAAAUCAUGAAAUGGACUUUCAGCCUAGCAAAAGGUGCCCUGAAUCUGCUGCUUGUGAGUUUAAAUUUUGUCCUGAUUGAUUUGUGCUUGUGAGUUCUAA
Ipomoea nil (Japanese morning glory) is the source of this 2301-nucleotide messenger RNA. Its product is annotated as protein root UVB sensitive 4. The coding region runs from base 273 to 1856 and encodes 527 amino acids. The record is from RefSeq and is a predicted model, not a curated record. Lineage: Eukaryota; Viridiplantae; Streptophyta; Magnoliopsida; Solanales; Convolvulaceae. The transcript is spliced from 10 exons.